GUUGUUUUAAUCGCUGCAUCUGUUGACAGAAUCAGUUGGCCAUGAUCUGUAGAACUACAAUACAAUAGCCUCUGUAUAGGUAUAUGCAUUCAUUGUGUACACAUGUGCACAUGAACCCACAUGGUUAUAGACAAACGGAUGUCCACCUGAGCAUCGCUAUAUGGAGACACGUCAGAAAUACACUGUCGAGUGGAUGUGAUGAUCAGAUGGAGUCAAGAUGAUCUCACCCCUCUGCCAGCCCUGCCGGUGGGGUGGCCCACAGUCAGGAGUUCAAAUAAUCCCAGAAACACUAUAUUUCCAAGCAACGAUGCCCCACUGAGCCAAUCGAAUGUAAUGUCAGCCGACACACAACAAGCGCCAAAGGAGAGGAAGUGGGGGCGCAAGGUACAUCGCUUAGUCAUUCGUGCCAAGUACUCCCUGUUGAGCUUCCGCCGUUCGCUUGUGUUGCUAUGUGGUGUGGUGUGUGUGGUGUGUGUGGUAUCGGUCAUGACAGCCACUGCCACAGACCACCCAAUGAUCUGGAGGAAGCGUCAUGCAGUCGCCCUAGACACCACACAGCUGUGGCAUCACUUACACGGCAUUCCCUCGGGCUACACUCGAACUGGCUUUGUGGGUCAUCGCUCGGCUGAUGUGGACAGUGUGUGUGCAGCGGUGGCCAUGGCUCAUCUCUUCGGUAUGUGCGAGUUUAUAAACCCUGUCAAGCGUAUGGUUGGUAACAGAUGGAUGAGUUUAUAA
Messenger RNA from Sphaeroforma arctica JP610, 735 nucleotides. RefSeq lists its product as hypothetical. The transcript has 4 exons. The record is from RefSeq and is a predicted model, not a curated record. NCBI's taxonomy places the organism in Eukaryota, Ichthyosporea, Ichthyophonida. Bases 199 to 735 code for a protein of 178 amino acids.